Molecule: messenger RNA, 1931 nt
Organism: Labrus mixtus (cuckoo wrasse)
Lineage: Eukaryota; Metazoa; Chordata; Actinopteri; Labriformes; Labridae
Gene: snap29
Product: synaptosome associated protein 29
Exons: 6
Coding region: 68-850 (260 amino acids)
Biological process (GO): synaptic vesicle fusion to presynaptic active zone membrane; synaptic vesicle priming; exocytosis
Cellular component (GO): plasma membrane; SNARE complex
Molecular function (GO): syntaxin binding; SNAP receptor activity
Source: RefSeq, a predicted model, not a curated record
AACGUGUCACGUUGUGUUGCCAAUUUUUAGCUGCUAAAGGGAACGUCUUCAUCGCCGACGGUCAAAGAUGGCCUACCCUAAAUCCCACAACCCAUUUGCGGAUGAUGACGAUGAGGAAGAUUUUAAACCCAAAAGUAGGGGUUUCAAUGAUGAUUUCAGCGACAGCGGGUUGAGUGAAGCAGAGAGGAAGCAGCGCUACCUCCAGCAGGAAGUGAUGCGAACAGCUCAGUCUGCUGUGGACAGCAGUCAUCGUUCUCUUGGUCUCAUUUAUGAGUCAGAGAAGAUGGGCGUAGAAACUGGAGAGGAGCUGAUGCGACAGGGUGAGGUCCUGAAAAGGACGGACAAGAUGUUGGACAACAUGGAUCAGGACCUGAAGAUCAGCCAGAAGCAUAUUACCAGCAUCAAGAGUGUGUGGGGUGGCCUUGUCAAUUACUUCAAGGGCAAGCCAGAGGAAAAGCCGACUCCUGAGGAGCCAAAGGCUUACCAGGGGAAUGAUAGACUACAGAGUGCCUUGUCCAGCAGCAGAGAACAGGAAGAUAAGUACCAAGCCAGCCAUCCAAACCUGAGGCAUUUGAAUACUGAUGGAUUUGGGGCUUCUGCAUCGAUAGAUGACAGCUCAUCGCGGCAGAAUGGAUACCCUCAAAAUAGACACCUACGGGAAGCACACCAGACCCUCGACAAUAACUUAGAUGAGAUGUGCAGUGGCUUGAGCAGACUGAAGAACCUUGGAAUUGGCCUCCAGUCGGAGAUUGAAGCUCAGGACGACUCCAUUGAUGCUCUGCUGAAUAAAGUGGACAAGAUGGAUGUCAAGAUUAGCAACACGAACCAACAGAUUAAGAACCUCAAAUAAAAGCUAGCACUUGGGACUCAUUUUACAGUAACUGAACGCUUCAACAGGUCCUUCCCACUUUGCUCUACGUCCUGGCCUUUCUUGAAUAAACUUUGUAUAAACACGUACCGGUAACUGUCACAGAUAAGAAAGUGAACAUAUUCUGAAACUAAUCCUUUUCUUCCAAGAUGACUGACACUUUUCAUUUCAUAUCUUUUGAAUUUUUUUCCAUAAAUUCAAGUUUAUUUAGAAACUCCUCCAGCCACUUCACUGAUAUGUUACUUGUGUUUAGAAGGGAUGACUCUACACCAUGUGUGUAGGGAUGUAAGGGAUGAUUCUGUCACGCUCAAAUUAGUGUUUAUUUUCCACAUCUUGCCUCACUGAACCUCGGUCUGAAUGUAGUUAAUCACCAAAGAUUAACAAGUUAGUUCAUCAUUCAGGCUAAAUAGAGAAAUGGCUUUUUAGUCAAGAAAUUAUAAUUAAGUGGAUUUAUAAGAACACAGAAAAUGUCUUAAAUUACAAUGUUUGGUGUGUAUGAUUCAUGUCAGUGCUAACUGGAACGACUUGACCUGCCUCCACAUUAUGUACAAACACCUUGUAUGUCCAGCUCAGUUCACUUUUUGCCUUACAUAUUUAUAUAUUCGUGAGCGCUAGAAUAGCUUUUAGUCCCGUGCCAUGAUUCCUUCUCCACUGUUCCAUCUCCUCAUGAGAUGCUUUACUUUGUUUGAAAUAUUGAUUUCUUUGUUUGAAGUACGUUGUGCUGUUUCAGUGCUUUCUAUAGUGUUAUAUCGCUUGUUAAUAUAGAGAAACGUAUGGGAUGCUGCAGAUUGAAAUCAAGUGAAUUAUUGUACAACACAAAAAUGUGAAGAAGCUAGAUGUUAACAUAAAGUUAAUCUGAAGAAUAUCCCUUUUAUUAUUUACAAUAUAUCUCCACUAGGAUACAUGUGUACAUGAACCACUUUUAAGACUUUUCAAUUCAAUUAUAGGUUAAUCCAAUGAAACUGUUAAAAAUAGACAAAAUGUGGAUCAUAAUGUUUCUGAUUUUGCCAUUUAUCAUGCAUUCUUAUCAAAACCACAUACCCAAUAAAAGCAUCUGUAAGGG